GGCCUUCUGCCUUCAACAUUGUGACUGCCACCGUUGAACUGGUACAUACGAGUCUAUUCAUUCGUUGCAACCUGUUUCAAAGUCAAUCAAAAUCUCGACAUGGAUGCUCUCAGACGAAGGAACCCGUUCAAAUAUUCAUCUGAACCCUCUGAAUCCCAUGACACACACAUACUGGAUGAACAAGAACAAAGUGAACUUAUUGACAACCUUAAGAGUAUGAAUGCAGCAUCGAAUAGCCAAAACCGCAUUGCGUUGCAGAUUACGAUCGCACUGUCUUUUUUACUGCAUGUCGUUUUCAUCUUCUCCGACUACAACAGUCCAUUAGUCAUUGUUUUUCCACCAGCUGGCGGACCAGAGUCUCCACUCUAUCUAAGUCCUGUCCUGACACUCCUCGCGAUCAUCCUCCAUGCAAACGCGGCUCUGCUCACUCACCCCCGAAAUUUGGUUCUUGCUAAACGGCGAAUAAAACCUCUUCCUUAUAGUGUCGCGUUUGGGCUAUCAGCGAUUUCUCCUACAAUUUCGGUCUUGAGCCAGAAAACGUGGCAGACCACUGGAUGGUGGUGUACCGCCGCUUCUGUAAUUUGGAUCGUACAUGCAUCAAAUAAGUGGAUUGUGCAGGGGCAAGAAAGUAUAUCCGAGCUCGAAAGAAUGAAGUAUAUAUCUGCUGGGGCGUAGAAAAUGCAAGUAUACUUGAUGGCAUCGGUUAUUUCUUUGUAGUCCAACUGAUUGUUGAUUUCGCUAGCCCACUGUUUUUCUAGACAUCGUCGAUCAUUCGAGGUGCUAUUACAUGAGGCUAGUUUGACGAUGUAAUACAGUUCGCUGCAACUGCAGCACUUGACGUUAUCUCAAUGACCUCGAGCUGAUUCGAUCCAUGAUACUAUAUCAAUAAAAUAAGCAAAUCGCACUUCUUGAAGAAUGGGAAGAACCUACAAAGUAAAUUCUUUCCGCAUCAA
Suillus bovinus is the source of this 953-nucleotide messenger RNA. RefSeq lists its product as uncharacterized. Bases 100 to 675 code for a protein of 191 amino acids. The transcript is spliced from 3 exons. The record is from RefSeq and is a predicted model, not a curated record. Lineage: Eukaryota; Fungi; Basidiomycota; Agaricomycetes; Boletales; Suillaceae.